Prorocentrum cordatum is the source of this 280-nucleotide messenger RNA. The record is from the annotation of a GenBank genome assembly. NCBI's taxonomy places the organism in Eukaryota, Dinophyceae, Prorocentrales, Prorocentraceae.
GACCCGGCGGCGGCCGCGAGCGUCCCGCCGCGCCGCGCUCCCAGAGGCCAUGGACGCGCCCAGCGGCGGUCGCGGUGACGCAAGGAGAGCCCCCGCGCGGGCGCGCACCCAGUGCGCCGGAGGCAGGCUGUCGGCUCGGCGGCCAGAGCUGUGGCCGCUGCCGGCGCUGCGGUCGGCGCCGCGUCCUCUGGCGGAGCCGCCGCGGGGGCGGAGGCCCCAGGCGGCCCGCGGGCAGUGGGCGGCAUCCGCCGCAGCCGGCUGGGCGCCAGCGACAUCGUAG